AUGAAAAAUAGGAGCCAUGGCUUGGCACAAGGGGUGAGCUUUCUCCUCCUCCUCCUCCUCCUCCUCCUCGAUGUCACCGCACAGAGUGAGAAGAACAAGACCACUGUGGUGAGCCAUCUCCCUCGCUUCCAUGGCCCCCUUCCCUUCUCCCUGGAAACAGGCUAUGUGCAAGUGGACGACCGCAAUGGCAUCCACCUCUUCUACUACUUCAUGCAGUCGGAGAGGAGCCCGGCGGAGGACCCCGUCUUGCUCUGGCUCACUGGCGGCCCCGGGUGCUCCGCCUUCUCUGACCUUGUCCAUGAGAUCGGUCUCAGUUUUCAGACCAAUUCCUAUAAUGGUGGUCUGCCAGAGUUGGUGUACAGACCAGAUUCUUGGACCAAGGUUGCCAAUGUUAUCUUUCUGGAUUCCCCUGUUGGAGCUGGCUUUUCAUACUCUGCAACAGACCAAGGGUACAAGUCCCGCAACACCAAAGUCGUUGAUCAAAUUGCCAUCUUCCUUACCAAGUCUUUCCAUGGCAAGCGCACAUCUUUGGAGCUAAACCUGUCUCUCCCAAGCGAGCGCCGCCGCCACUCAGACUUCCCCCACUCGACUUCAGAGGAGCGCCGCCCGCCGCCCGCCGCCCGCUGCCCUCUCCCCCGCCGCCCGCCGCCCGCUGCCCUCUCCCCCGCCACUAUGUCUACGCCCGACGGCCGUAACAGGAGGUCCGUCACGCCACCUUCUGCUGAUGAAGAGCUGGGUGUUGAGUUUAAGGAUGAGGAAUUUCCGACUCUGCAAAAGAGUCUGGGGAAAGUACGUUCCCCGGGAAGUAACAGGCCUUCUCCUCAGCGAGGUGUCCGUAUCAGCCCUCCCCAACAAGUUCCUGCUCAGCCCCUCACGCCCGAUGAAAGAAGGCAGCGCCAGUUCAUGGAUGUACUUUUGAACUGCAAUAAGAAGGGAAACAAAAGCUUGUAUCAGAUCAAGGCUCUUGCUAUAGUUCCUUCCAAAGAUUACACUUUCCACGUCCAAUUUGAGCAUGUUCUUGAGAGGGGUUAUUUCGACUUGGCAAUUUGGAUCGUGGAAAGUCUCUCAUCUCGCCUAGGUGUGAAUUUGCUGAGGCUGACGCUAGCAGAUUUCUUGGAGGCGGAACUUCCGGGUCAGAUUCCCCGAGUGAGGGAGGAUAUCUUCUUGAUGUUCGUGGGUACUCCAACAUCCAUGAAGCCAUGGUCUCAGUUCUCAUCAGAAGAUGUGGUGCAAUUGGAUAGUACCGUGCUGGGAAACACAAACAGCUUGUGAAAGUUGUGUACUUGGGUCGCCUGGUAUACUUUGCUGGCACUGAUUAUCUCUAUGAGGAGUGGAAUGCUGGAAAAAGCUGGGGCGGGAAGUUUGAAGCCAAGCAUAUUCACUUUCUGGAGUACAGAGAUGGUAGGGUAGUAUGCAGAAUCAGUGCUACUCCUACUGCCACAGGAAAGGGUUGUACCUCAACAAACAAGGCACUUGAUCUUCAGAAGCUGGUGGCAGAGCUUAUCGCGAAGUACAAAAUCGGUGAUCAGUUGCCUGCAAAUUUUGAAGCGCUGAAGCGUGACUUUGAGGCUUUAAAUGGUACCUCCAUCUCGACAACACCCGUUUUACAGUAUCUGCCAUAUCACGUGGCUAUGAUGCCGCUUGCUGCAACUGAGUUUCUGACCACAAAGCUUCAUACUGUUCUUCAAAGUGUCCGGAUGUCUGCGGCAGAGUUCACCGUGUACAGGAUUGUGUUUCUUGCACAACCAAAUGGUGAACUUGAUUGGAGGAUUGAGUAUUUCGACUCGCCUGACCAAGUUCUUCGGGGGGUGUAUCGACAUGAUAGGAGGGGUACGGUACCUGGUGUGCAGAGACCGGGUCAAGUGAGGGAAGAUCCAGCAGGUAUUGAGAAGUUCAGGCAGACUAGAGAAGGUAAACUGGGCUACAAACGGCAUAUUAAUAUGCACGUGCAUCAGCAUCUGCCUGGCAGCACUCCAGGGCAGCAAAGGACCCUAACAGAUGUGUUCGAGGCUUGAGCUGUUUUCCUCAAACAAGAAUGAUAUCCUUGCUGAGAUUUCAAGUGAGCUCUUCCGUGGUGAGGACGAACAGAUGAGGCUGGCCUCCAAGCUUGGCAUCAUCUAUGAGUCGUACCGGGCGAUGAGGUACAUUGAGGACAAUGUUGCUGCUGCUGGUGCUGAUGCUGGAACAGUAUGAUUGCGAGAAGAGGCAUGACGUAGAACGUAGUGGGCGUAGGUAGUUGGUUGUAAUGGUAUGUCCAUGUCUUCGGUGGAGAGGAUGAGACUGACAGAGGGCCUUAAUUUGUUCUUCUUGUAGUAACUAAGCUGGAUCCUGGAGGAUGUGCAUGCUAUGCACACAGCUGGUGGUCAGUUGUUGAUUUUGGUGUGCGAUGCUGUGGGUGUUUGAUGUCUUGAAUGGUAGCGCCGUGUCCCAUGUCUUAUUUUGCUGCCACUGUAGUAACUUGUGGAUCCUGGAACCUGGAUGAUGUGAAUGUUUGCACAAAUGUUAUGUACACAGUUGGUGACUGGUUGAUUUUGGUCUGUGGUGGUGCUGGUGGCCAUUUGGUCUU
Molecule: messenger RNA, 2566 nt
Organism: Triticum aestivum (bread wheat)
Lineage: Eukaryota; Viridiplantae; Streptophyta; Magnoliopsida; Poales; Poaceae
Exons: 8
Coding region: 1-1272 (423 amino acids)
Biological process (GO): proteolysis; secondary metabolic process
Molecular function (GO): acyltransferase activity, transferring groups other than amino-acyl groups; serine-type carboxypeptidase activity
Source: RefSeq, a predicted model, not a curated record